Lycium barbarum (goji berry) is the source of this 810-nucleotide messenger RNA. RefSeq lists its product as uncharacterized. The transcript is spliced from 2 exons. The record is from RefSeq and is a predicted model, not a curated record. NCBI's taxonomy places the organism in Eukaryota, Viridiplantae, Streptophyta, Magnoliopsida, Solanales, Solanaceae. The coding region runs from base 71 to 565 and encodes 164 amino acids.
UCUCGGUUUUUGUUAUACCUUUCUCCAUUAUUUACUAGUUUCAUUGGGAGUAUCGUACCAGGUCCUGUGCAUGAUGGAGUUCAAAGGGGUGCUGAUUCCAGAAUUGAAAUGCAAAUAUCUAACACUAGAGUUGCAUCUCAAAAAGUUUAAUCUGUAUGGAGUAGCUGGCCUUUUGCGAGCGUCAUCUCAUGUUGAGAUACUCAACAUAGACACGGCAAAUACUGCUGCAGAUAAUUCCCUAUGCCACUUUGAGUUAAGUUAUUUGGCCAAAGGAGAUAAUAUUGAUUUCGAGAGUUGGAUACCUAUCUUUGUGUUUCCCAACCUGAAGAAAGUUAAGCUUGUCAUCUCCUUCAAUGAGUUUCUGAUGGUUCGUGGCGACUGGGGCAUGUGUUUGAAGGAUCAUUGCAAGUGGGGCUUUGAUAAGCUUUUCAGACUUUCAGAAUUUUUAUUAAGGGCUGCAACGGUUUUGGAGAAGUUCAUUAUCAUAUCAAAGACAGUAAAGUGCAAGGCAUGUUCAACGGACUGUAUUUCCCCAUUUUUAUCUAGAUUGUCCGAGAAACUAUGAGGUUGCCCAAGAUCCUCCGCUAAUUCUGUGAUUAUCUUCCAGGAGUUAGCCUUCCAUCACUAGAUAACAAGGAGUUUAUGGUCUCACGAUAAGAGGAAUGUUGGCUUACAUUGUGUUUUUGAUAAACUACUCGUGUAAUCAUGAAUCUUUAACUUCUCUUUAUGACUAAUUACUAGAAGUAUUAAUCUUUUGAACUUAUGGUCUACCAAAUGUUAUGGCAGCCUCGUUUCUCAUGAAGGUUUUGU